Molecule: messenger RNA, 1102 nt
Organism: Alosa sapidissima (American shad)
Lineage: Eukaryota; Metazoa; Chordata; Actinopteri; Clupeiformes; Clupeidae
Product: eukaryotic translation initiation factor 4 gamma-like
Exons: 4
Coding region: 615-1067 (150 amino acids)
Source: RefSeq, a predicted model, not a curated record
UGGGUAGCCUACUGCACAAUUCAUCAGUCCAAAAAGUGAUUUUAGAAUAUCUGUAGAAGGCUAAGCAAUCUGUACAGACCGAGCAAGCGGAUAUUGUGCAAAGUUCCCAGGGUUUCCACAAUGGAUCGGCUAAGCCAGGGUCUCAGAGCAUCCCUGAGUCCGGCCCAGACUGCAACAGCAUCUUGCUGAUAUGGCCGAGGAAGCACAGCUCAAAGAGCGUGCCCUGAUGAUGACUAUUGAGAAGCUAAUAGAGGAUAUGGCAGAAGUAGAGCAAACCAUUAAAGGUAGUGGGUGAGGAGAAUCAAAGAGAGAGAGAGGAAGGAAGCAGCUAACGAGGCCUCCAGACGCGAUGAGGAUGAGAAGAUUCGUGUAACCCUCUCUCUAAUGGAAGAUGAAAAGAGGAUGCUGACUGAGAAGAUACAGAUGGAUAGACAGAAUUUUGAAUCCCUGGAGAAAGAAUAGUAGUAUAAUAAAUAAUCGCAGAGUGCAUUAAAGUAGAGUCUGAGAAGUGGGCCAGACUGGGCCAAGAGAGAGUGGACAGCACCAUAUCAACAGCGCUGACCGCUGCUGUCAUUAAGCAAAAGUGGCUAAAGGAGCUGAAAGGCCAAGGAUGGAUGGCAGUGUCAGACGGGCCUGCUCAAGAGGUCAGCAACACCAAGUUGUGCCUUAAUGAUGGCCUCCAGUGCCAGAGCCUCAGCAGCCAGGAAGCUGAACAAAUUAUCCUUCGGAACCAGAUGCUCCAGGGAAAGAUCACCGCAAAGUCGGAGAAGAUGGCGCAUCUCAUGGCUGUGGCUGCUAAAAAGGAGGAGAAGAUCAGGGCUGCUGAGCUGAAGAAGAGGAGGCAGCUGGAGGAAAAGACAAGGAAGGAGCUGGAGAAAGUAAACAAGGCCGAGCUGAAGGAAAAGAAAAAGAGGGAAGCGAAGGAGGAGAAGCAGAAAAACUGGAGCGGAAGAGAGCAAAAGAGGAGAGGGCCGAGACAAGACAGCCCAGAUGUUGUUUCUUCUGAAAGUGUUCCAGCCCAAAGGAACUCUAUUCUUAACUUCCUCUUAAUUCUUAGGAUUUCAUAAUAAUAUUUGUUAUUAUAUUAAUUUCGUUAUAAUUC